Messenger RNA from Rattus rattus (black rat), 3505 nucleotides. RefSeq names its product phosphatidylinositol glycan anchor biosynthesis class F (gene Pigf). The record is from RefSeq and is a predicted model, not a curated record. Gene Ontology annotation, biological process: GPI anchor biosynthetic process. Gene Ontology annotation, cellular component: endoplasmic reticulum membrane. Bases 109 to 720 code for a protein of 203 amino acids. The transcript is spliced from 6 exons. NCBI's taxonomy places the organism in Eukaryota, Metazoa, Chordata, Mammalia, Rodentia, Muridae.
CGCCUGCGCAAGGGGCCAUGGCAGCCCGUCGCACCUGAGGGUGGGAGGCGGUGGUGUCCCCUUCCCUUCCGCGGGCGGGAGAGUUAGAUAGUUACCCAAGAAGACACCAUGAAAGAUACUGACAUCAAGAGACUUCUAUAUACCAAUCUUUUGUGCAUAUUUUCAGUUUUCCUAAGCAUUUUUAUCCCAUCCUUUUUCUUGGACAACUUCUCAAUAUUGGAAACUCACUUGGUCUGGUUGGGCACUUGCUCUGCUUUUGUGACUGGUGCCAAUCUCUUGUUAUACUUGGUAGUGAAACCGAAUGUGUCCUCUAAAAGAAGUUCAUUGUCACAUAAGGUAGCCCGAGUUGUCAGAUGCUGGCUCUACUUUCUCGCGUCUUGUUUUUUCCUUCAUAUAAUCUUUGUUCUGUAUGGAGCACCACUGAUGGAGUUGGUGCUGGAAACCUUUUUAUUUGCAGUUGUUUUGUCUACUUUUACCACAGUACCUUGUCUGUGUUUGUUAGGACCAAAUCUCAAAGCGUGGCUGAGAGUUUUCAGUAGAAAUGGAGUUACAUCUGUUUGGGAGAACAGUCUUCAGAUUACUACAGUUUCUAGUUUCAUAGGAGCAUGGCUUGGAGCAUUUCCUAUUCCACUGGAUUGGGAAAGACCAUGGCAGGGGACGCAAGAGCUUACAGGUUGCCAGGGUGAGCAGUCACACAGCAGAGGAGAGGGGAUUAAAUAAAAACUCCUGAGGUAAGAAGUUCAGUGCUUUACAUAAAACAGUAAACUAUGCAUCUCAUUUUAUUAUGACUCCAUAUGUCAGGAGGGGAUGCUAUUGAAGUAACAAUCAUUUAAAAACAACAACCAACAAACCAGCAUUUAAUUUGGUAUUUAAAACCAAUCAUUAAAAGUCAAACGGAAGCAGUAUGUAAAAUAACUAAGAUAACAAGUAGUAUGAACUCAAGCUCUGCCUAUUGAAAUACGAUAAUUCAUCACGAGUGAGCUACAAUGUACCUGCAAGGACAGGAAGGGCGUACGUUAGCAAAGAGAGGCUGUUAGAGUGCAGGAUUCCCCUCAACAUUUUAAAGGGCUUUAGAACAGAUUUUCUAUGCAAACACUAACCAACUAUAAUUUGUUGUAUGUUCUUUCACACAUGACCUUAUUUGAAGCAGUGUUCUCACUAACACAGUUCAUAUUAAUAAAACAUUGAGAAGAAUUUUCUUUCCCAGAUAUUUCACUAGUUUGAAAGAGUUAUUCUAGAGAUUAGUCUGAAUUUCUGUGGCAACCUAAGCCAUAAAUGAAGACAUGCGUCUGAAAAUAAGGCAGUCUCUCUAUAAUCUGUUCAUGAAUAGAAAACAAAUCUUUGGUUUUCUGCUUAAAGUGGCAGAGAAGAUUUUGCAAAAAGAAAUACUAAAUAACAAACACAAAGAGCUCUUAACAAGCAAUGGGAAACUCCAAACCCCAUCAAGGUAAGUAGAGUACCUAAGGCACCUCAGGUUCAGAUGAUACAAUCGUCUGCUUAGAGUUCAAACAGUCUGUGUACAUGAUUCUUACCAUCUGGAGAAGCUGAAGCCCAACGGACUGCUGUCAACUAGGAGAGAGUGAUAAGCGCUCAAGAAUGACUAGGACACGCGGUCGUCCCCCCACGGCCACACAUGAGGAGACUGAGGUGACACCACUGCACGUUUAGAGUCUUAAUCCUUUUCUCUUGAAGCAGGCAAGUCCUUGACUUUAUCUCAUUGCUAACACACCGAGUGUCAAGGGUUUCACAGAUGUAGAUUUGAAGAAAAAAACAAACCAUCAAAUCUCCAAAGGCAACUUGGAAAUGAAUAAUACUUUACUGUCUUGAUUCCUUCAUAUCAUAGGUUUGACAACUUAGCUAGUACGUUAGCCGACUAUACAAUUUCUUUCAAUUCUAUCUAAAAACAGACCGAAACUAAAUGGGAAAAUUACAGAAGUCCCAUUUGAGCAUACAUAAAUAAGGCCAUGAUAUACCUAAUGUGAACCGCCACUGCCUGAGGACAUCCUGCGUCCACUUCCAAGAGAGCUCUUGUCAGUAGACGGUCUGCUACCGCGUGGGGAGUGUGGUGCUCAUAUUUUAAAAACUCCUACAAAGCUCACAUGCAAGACAGUACAUCUAGAUUUGUGACUGGUAUGAACAUUUAAGGCUGUCAUUUUCAAGUAUAAAUGUUUAGUGUUCCAUUACCCAAUCUGUGCACUAGACAAAGCUUAAGCACAAACCAUGGAAGAUAACAGAAGCUUGCUAAAGACAGAGAUGUCGUAGUUUAAGCAACAGCAACUUUGAACCUAAGGGAGGCUGGUACCAAUGUGUGGAUUCGCUUGCGCUUCCCCAGACUGCAUGAGGUGGUUCACAUGGAAGCUUUGCCUACACUACUGUCUGUUGCAUGGCAUUUAGAAUAAGGCAGAUCCAUAGCAGACGGAAGAAGAAAGCCAACGAGGUAGCAGCCAGUUAUUAGGAUGGUUUCCCUCCAGUACACUUGGAUGGCCGAUUCCCCAGAGAAGGGUAAGAAAGGCUGCAGUACACCAGAUAAACUUUACAAAGGACAUGAAGGUGUCUGCAAGACUUUUCACACACACCCUGUCUGUGGCAUUAAAAAGUCUCCUCUAUUUCUGGCUUAGUGAGAUGUAGCGUGGGGAGUGUGUUCUUGCCUCACGCUCUAGGUGUGUACAUAAGCUGUGGUGUGUAGACCUUCUGCUGUGGACACACUAUCUGCAGCUCCGAGUGGACAUCAGCUUACGAUGGAAGCAGAUACCCACAAAUUCCACGUGACAUGCUCACAUCCCAGGUCUUCACUCUCACAUGACUGAACGUUUCUAAGGUUUGCUCACUUAUUUCAUUUGAUGUACACAGCCAGUGUAGGAAUUAGAAAAAUGGCCAACUAAUUCAGAGCCAAACUGAGUUCAGGAUUAUGGUAAACAAUGACCCAUUUUUACAUGUUACUUUUGCAUGUAUUUCAUGCAGUUUAGAUAAAAGCAAACUAGAGCUACAGUUGCCAGAGGCCAUGUUACUGUUUAAUGCACAUUAACUAAAAUGUGGACACUUUUAGUGUUAUGAUCAAUGCAGUCAUGACCUAUUAACCUUGGCAUUCUUUAUGAAGCACACUAAGCUUCACUAUAGAAAUGUGUGCAGUACACUUCAUUUGUGCUCAAGUGUAAUAAAGCAUCGGUUGGCUUAGAUCUCAAUUCUUUCCUUAGGUGUGGCCCAUCUCCUGUACACUCGGAGCGACCUUUGGCUACGUGGCUGGCCUGGUUAUCUCGCCACUCUGGAUAUACUGGAAUAGAAAGCAACUUACAUACAAGAACAAUUAAGAGGAGAAGGGAGAGAAGUGAUUUCUUUGUGCAGAGUCCAUAAGGGCUGUGCAGAAGUGUACAUGGUCAAAGCCGAGCCGUCCAUUUACAGCACUGUGGUUUUCUAAAUGUCAUUUCAACAUGAUGUGAUUGUAGCUUUUUAACUAUGAAACCCCUGAGAGAUUGUACCUUCUAGUUGAAAUAAAGUAUUUAUAGUA